UUACAUUAUUUUUUCGAUCAACACUGGACAAAAAAGUCCAAAUACUUAAAAAGCCCAUAUGCUAUUUGGGCUUGAAUAGAUUCAAUUUCAAAUCCACCACCUCUAAUGUCAUCAUCAAAUUAGGUCGAAGAACUUUUAAGAGAGAUUUCAUAUAUCUCGCCGUCCGAUCACCAACUACGGCGGAUAAAAUGAAGAAUUCGAUCCCGAUUGAUCUCAUUUACGAGAUACUCUCGAGAUUACCUGCAAAAUCAGUUGCGAGGUGUCGUUGUGUGUCGAAGCAAUGGAGAUCCAUCCUUCGCCGUCAAGAUUUCACCGAAUUGUUUCUAACAAGAUCCAAAGCUCGUCCACGUCUCUUAAUUAGUGUCCAACAAGAAGACGGAGAGUGGAGCUUUCUCUCGUUGCCUCAGAAUCCAAAUGAGAAGUCGUCUCCUGUAGUAGCCGCCGAUUUUCUUUUGAAGAAGUUCUCUGCAGGGAUAAGCAUAUACGAUUGUAGCUAUGCCUUUGGUUUGAUCUAUUUUCAUAAUAUGCGCAUCCCAAAGGAAGAUGAAGAUGAAAAGCGUGUGUUAUGUGACCCUCUCACAGGACAAUAUGUUAUCUUACCUGAACUUAGAGGUCACUCGUAUUCGUAUAGCUAUUUAGGGUUUGAUCCGGUUGAUAAGGAAUUCAAGGUGUUGUUCAUGAAUACUAGUGAUUUUAUGGCUUAUAAUUAUACAGAUCAUCAUAUUUUGACACUAGGAGCUGGAGAAUUGAAAUGGAGGAAGAUCCAAUGUCCUUUUACUCAUGAGCCCUUUUGGGAAAGGAUAUGCAUUAAUGGAGUUUUGUAUUACUCAGCUCAACAUUCUGAUUCUAGUCGAAAAAGGUCUUAUGUGAUAGUUUGCUUUGAUGUUAGGUCUGAGAAAUUCAAGUUCAUACGCGCAGAACGCUGUCAUGGUCAGUUGAUAAACUAUAAGGGGAAGUUAUGUGGGGUUAAUGUGGAGUAUAAUUAUGGUGGUGGUUUUCCCCUUAAGUUGAGUAUGUGGGUUCUAGAGGAUGUCGAGAAACCGGAAUGGUCUAAAUAUGUAUACUCUUUGUGGGCUGAUAUUAAAGUUGCCCGCUAUCUUUCCGUUUCUGGGAUGACUGCUACCGGUGACAUUGUUUUGUCGAUGGAAAACACGUCUAACCCAUUUUAUGUCUUCUACUUCAAUCCCGGAAGGAAAACUCUUCAAUGUGUUGAAAUCCAAGGUUUUGGUGGUAAUCGUGUUUGCACCUUUGUAGACUAUGUAGAGGAUCUUAGUAUUAACGUUGAAAUGCAAAACAAGUCAAGCCCUUUACAACAAUGCCGAAAUAUCGUUAAAGAGAAGCAGAAACCACAACAACGCGGGCAUACAUCUCGUGACCUCUGCAAUUCUGCGCCGUCUGUGAAGAACAAGCAGCAUAACAAGUACGAAUCAUUAUUAGCUAACACCCUUGACCACUCUGCUGGCUUAGCUAUUUUGUUUUUUGUUUUAUUUGGUUUCUUUUUCGUUUUUUUUUAGUUAUAUAUCAUUCGGUUGUAGCUAUUUUAGUCACAUAUGGACAUUAGUGAAAACGCCUGAUUAUAUGUAAAUCUUUGUCUGAUCUGAACUUUUGUCAGAGUCUCAAUCCCAGUUUCUUUCUUGUUUCAA
This is a messenger RNA of Arabidopsis lyrata subsp. lyrata, 1643 nucleotides long. RefSeq names its product F-box only protein 12-like. Bases 189 to 1514 code for a protein of 441 amino acids. Gene Ontology annotation, molecular function: protein binding. NCBI's taxonomy places the organism in Eukaryota, Viridiplantae, Streptophyta, Magnoliopsida, Brassicales, Brassicaceae. The transcript has a single exon. The record is from RefSeq and is a predicted model, not a curated record.